AUGUCCCAGGAGGAUAUUUGCAUGUCGGAACCCGGAUCACAGGCCACACCGCCCCCGAGCAGCAUAGGAUCACCAGCGCCGUACGAAAGUGACUUAGAUUUGCCCGGGACAUUCCCAACGAUGCAGCGGAUCGCUGCGCCUUUCCUAACUCCGGAGGUCCCAGAGAUCGUGGCAACCCAGCCUGCGAUUGAGUCUUCUGGAUCAGACCCCAUGCCGACGACGGACACCACGGGUUCAACGACAGACGAGACCACGCCGCGAGCAGGGAGUAUGCAUAUGUCGCUGCCCUCUGAAUCAGCUCCUGCGGUGGAGUCGUCGGCGAUGGAUACGAGCACGGAUCUGACUAUGGGCGAGGUGCUGUCGCAUAUUGCAUCAGCCACGCAGAAGCUCAUACCGUUUGUAGAUCAUACCUUGAAUAGGAUGCACUCUGGCAUUAUGCAAUACCGGCGUUUCCACCACUGGAACCAACGCAGGAACUAUGACGAUGGCAACGAGUAA
Molecule: messenger RNA, 498 nt
Organism: Punctularia strigosozonata HHB-11173 SS5
Lineage: Eukaryota; Fungi; Basidiomycota; Agaricomycetes; Corticiales; Punctulariaceae
Exons: 3
Coding region: 1-498 (165 amino acids)
Source: RefSeq, a predicted model, not a curated record